Megalobrama amblycephala (Wuchang bream) is the source of this 2034-nucleotide messenger RNA. It is a transcript of the gene muc13b, whose product is annotated as mucin 13b, cell surface associated. The transcript is spliced from 13 exons. Gene Ontology annotation, biological process: cell-cell junction assembly. The coding region runs from base 230 to 1489 and encodes 419 amino acids. Lineage: Eukaryota; Metazoa; Chordata; Actinopteri; Cypriniformes; Xenocyprididae. The record is from RefSeq and is a predicted model, not a curated record.
CUUCCAGGAGGCGAGGCUUUGCUGUCAACGUCAACCAACGUCAUUAUUGAUCUUUAAGCGCUGCCCCUUGAUCGUGGUGUUUUAACUGGGCCACCACCUACCACCUAAUCACUUAACAGAGGGCAGUGCCAGACAACUUGUCACCAUAAGAUCUGCUUAUUUCUUUACGGUGUCCUAUUUGUUUAUCAGACGUAGGCUAUUGCACUGCCACUGGGAGUAAAAUCUGAAAAUGAAUAUACCACUGAAGACACUUCUGAUCUUCGGCUUAUUGAUUGCACUAGUGUCUACACAAGUCCUUGGAAGUGAUGAUGGAAGUGGUGAUGGAAGUGGUGAUUCCACAGAUACUCCAAUCCCAACCCCCACAUCAGCAGCUCCUGAGACAAUUACUACAGACACAACUACUGCUGCUGCCACAACUACUGCGACACAAGGUCCCUGUGCUUCCAGUCCUUGUAUUGGAGACAGCAGAUGUGAGGAGCGGUUCGAAGACUCAUUUGUUUGCAUCUGCCGGCCUGGGCUGCUUUACAGUAAUACAAAUGGCUGUAUUCAAACAAAGGUCUUCCCUGGUAAUUUAAAAUUUUCUGAAACUUUUGAGCCUGAAAUGAAUGACAAGACGUCUAAGAAGUUUAGAGACACAGCAAACAAAAUUGAGGAAAUGCUCAGCAACGUCCUUAAAAAGGAUGGAUACUUACAUUCUGUUGUUUUGAGUCUGAGUGAAGGCAGUAUAAUUGCAGAAGUGCAUAAUUUCUAUGACUUGAAAUCCGAUGCCACAACAGAAAAUGUUCAAAAUCAGAUUGAGAAAGCAAUUGAAGAAGGCGAUAUAGUAGGUGCCACUGGAUUCGAAAAAAAGACUGUGUGUAAUCUUGAAUCUUGUGACAGAGUCACCACAACCUGUAAUGAACAGGUUAGUGGUGUUGCAAGUUGCACUUGCAAGGAAGGGUACAUUAAGUCACAAUCCACACAUCAGGUCUGCCUUGCUUGUCCUAAUGGGCAAAGGGCGGUUGGCACAGAAGAUUGUGAAAUGUGUCCAUUUGGAUUUGCUGGGUUCAACUGCAGUGAUCCAAAUCUUUUGGUUGUGGUCGUGGUCUCCACUGUUUUGGGUGCAUUUCUGAUCAUCUUUAUUGUGGCACUGAUAGUUGUAAGUUGCAGGAAGCAAAAGGAAAGCUCUUCACCCAAGGAAGACUUUAGCUCAAGUUAUGGCAAUAUGGAAUUACAUAAACCUACAGGGGUUCCCAGGAUUCCUCGGGCCAACCCUGAUGCCAGCUGGAAGUCUAAUAAUCUGGAGAUGACCAAUAGUGGGAGCAAUCAGGCACUGGUGACCAGAGAUCGCCCAGAGAGCAAAGCGCGCUACUCUGAUUACGAGGAGGAUGUGAGCUAUAGGGGUCAAGUUCCCCCAGCGUACUCCGGUUACGGUGGGAGAGGAAUAGAAAAUGGCGGUGUCCAAAACCCAUACUUUCGGCAAGAUGAUGACAGAAUGCGCAGAUAUUAACAUCUCUUGAUCAGGACAAAUCUCUGCAAUGGGAUGAUUGAUUUUUCUUCAUCUUCAUAUGGACUGAAUUACUUUUUUUUAUUUCUGUGUUGACUAAAAUUCAAAGUUUAAUGAAAUGAAAUACAAAUACUACAAACAUUUUUUGCAUUUUUAUAUACAUCUUUCUUUAACCACAGGAACAGAAUUCAGAUUUCCUUUGUAUUUACAUUUUAUUGUAUUAGCAGCUAAUGAAGUUCAGUUCAUGGGCUUCACUUGAUCUAAGCUUUUGCUUUAAAAGUAUUUGGACAAAAUAUCUUUCCUGUAAAGCUUUUACAACAGCUCCUAUUCUACAUUUCAUUUUCUUUACCAUCUUAAAAACGUAAAAUCAAUAACUUUCAAAACACACAAAUGCUUUUAAUUUAGUGGAUGUUUAAGUCACAUAUUUUCAUGUUUGUCUUUGACAAAUUUUUUGGUUUUAUUUGGUUUUAGUGUUGUUAAUGCAUGGGCUGGAACUCAGGUACUGUAUACAAAAUAAAUCUAAAUAAAUCAUUGUUUCUUUCGACAUA